This is a messenger RNA of Didymella exigua CBS 183.55, 769 nucleotides long. RefSeq lists its product as uncharacterized. The record is from RefSeq and is a predicted model, not a curated record. Lineage: Eukaryota; Fungi; Ascomycota; Dothideomycetes; Pleosporales; Didymellaceae. The transcript has a single exon. The coding region runs from base 223 to 732 and encodes 169 amino acids.
CGGGCGCGUAGGACAGGUUGUCAAGAAUUGGGCCAAGAGCGCCGUCGCGCGCAUGGGGCGCAUUGUGCCCGCGUUCGGCGUCGGCGGGGUCGUCAAUACCAAGGUGCGCCGGGGGCUGAUGGAGGGGCUGGAGUAGUGGGUGGAUUGUUCACGCGAGUGCCAGCCGUGCUCCUGGGGCCUGUCCUGGGCAUAGUGUAGCCUUGAAACCCCUUGGAAUGACACAUGCACGCCUUGGUCCAGCCGAGGCGGGCUUCUUUGUUUGAGACGCUGUGCUCGGGCGCCUCGGAUGCAUGGAGAGUUUAUCGCAUGAUGCUUGAUUUUGUGAAUUCUCCGUCAAGGACACGGGUUCGCCUACCGGUGCUUUCCAAGUCGUGUCUCUCACGUCUCUCACUACUUCCAACUCGUGUCUCUCACUACUUCCAACUCGUGUCUCUCACUACUUCCAACUCGUGUCUCUCACUACUUCCAACUCACGUCUACUGGUACUUUCCAACUCGUCUCUCUCUACUUCCAACUCAUGUCUCUCACUACUUCCAACUCACGUCUCACUACUUCCAACUCAUGUCUCUCACUACUUCCAACUCAUGUCUCUCACUACUUCCAACUCAUGUAUCUACCGGUACUCCAAGCACUGGCAUACCUCACUGGAAAUGCACUUCUUGCAACCCAACACCAACACCCUCGUCACCACUGCGAGGCCGUGACAACUCGGAUACUUUCUUGGAGUUCUAAAUUCCAUGCCCAUGGCGACGGAAUGUGUCCAAGGCCC